This is a messenger RNA of Oncorhynchus kisutch (coho salmon), 2750 nucleotides long. Its product is annotated as arylsulfatase J. The record is from RefSeq and is a predicted model, not a curated record. Gene Ontology annotation, molecular function: sulfuric ester hydrolase activity. The transcript is spliced from 2 exons. The coding region runs from base 623 to 2299 and encodes 558 amino acids. NCBI's taxonomy places the organism in Eukaryota, Metazoa, Chordata, Actinopteri, Salmoniformes, Salmonidae.
CAUUUAAAUGUGUGGACUUUGAUGGUGGAGUGCGAGGAGCGCACACACACGGAAGAGCAGCCCCUACAGCUGGCAGCGGGUGUUUCUAAAACAGACUCGUUGCUGAGAGAGAAGGACCUGUCAAAUCUCUCACGUCCUAGAAGAAACACAAGUGAGGUUCGCGAUUGAUGCAACACAGUUUUAAGUGAAGUUGAUUCAACGAUUUUGGUAAGAGGAGCCACGUUUCAAACGAGGAAUAGAGCAUUCCGACGGGAAGAUGUUUUGCGUGGCAGAACUUUGUAUGAACGUUUUAAUGGUGGGGACUUCAAACACGCGUGUUGCAGCAUUUGAAAGGACUGGACUGCUAUUCUCGUCGGCUACUGAACACAAACGUUGUCAUCGGGCUAGAGUAUGAGAGCAGGCCAUUGAGGACAAUGCUAACACAAUUUCUAAGGGCUGCUACACCGGGACAUGUGCAACGCUCCACCGCAUUCGCUCGUUGUCCACCAUGACAACCACUGCCAAUAACUUUGUUGCAAUGUAGCAAACCAACGAUCGUUUAAUUAUAUAUAUAUAUUUUAUUUUUCCUCAGACUAACAAUGAUUGGAGUGGUUUGGUUUUUGAUGCAGUGUAAACGUCGGGGAUGAAGAUGUUUAUCUUCAGUGUCCUGGCGAGUUUAUUCGCGUUUACUUCACUGACAUGUGGCUAUCAGAUGUCGUGGGGGAAUUGGAAUGGCAAUUCGCAGAACCGAGUGAGUAAUCGUGACAAGACCACUCAACCUCACAUAAUUUUCAUCCUGGUUGAUGACCAAGGCUUCCGGGACGUGGGCUACCAUGGGUCCGAGAUCAAAACCCCAACUCUGGACAGGCUGGCAGCGCAGGGAGUGAAACUGGAGAAUUACUACGUUCAGCCUCUCUGUAGCCCUUCCAGGAGUCAAUUGAUGACUGGCAGGUAUCAGAUCCACACGGGCCUCCAGCACUCGGUCAUCCGGCCCACCCAGGCCAACUGUCUGCCCCUGGAGAACGUCACAUUACCACAAAAACUCCGGCAGGCGGGCUACUCCACCCACAUGGUGGGCAAGUGGCACCUGGGCUUCUACAAACGCGGCUGCAUGCCCACCCAGCGUGGCUUCGACACCUUCUUUGGGUCCCUGCUGGGUAGCGGUGAUUACUAUAGCCAUUAUAAAUGUGACGGUCCUGGCAUGUGUGGCUAUGAUCUCUAUGAAGGGGAGGAGGCGGCCUGGGAACAAGAUAGGGGCCAAUACUCAACCCUGAUGUUCACCCAAAAAGCUGUGGACAUCCUGGCUCACCACAACCCUCAAAAACCCUUAUUCCUCUACUUGGCCUUUCAGGCGGUCCACUCCCCGCUACAGGUGCCCGCUCUCUACCUGGAGCGCUACAAGUCCAUCCCUAACUUACAUCGUCGCAAGUACGCCGCCAUGGUGUCCUGCCUGGACGAGGCCAUCCACAACCUCACGCUGGCGCUAAAGCGCUACGGUUUCUAUGACGAUACAGUGAUAGUGUAUUCGUCAGACAACGGGGGCCAGCCCAUGGCCGGGGGCAACAACUGGCCACUGAGGGGGAGCAAGGCAACUUACUGGGAGGGGGGCAUCCGGGCCGUAGGCUUCGUCCAUAGUCCCCUGCUUGUGAACAAGGGGACCCAAUGUCGGGCGUUGAUUCACAUCACGGACUGGUUCCCCACCCUGGUGUCCUUGGGGGAGGGGACUCUGGACGAAGACCUCAACCUGGACGGGUACGACGUGUGGGAGGCCAUCAGCGAGGGCCGUCCGUCCCCCCGACAGGACAUCCUACACAACAUUGACCCUAUCUACACUAAGGCCAAGAAUGGAUCCUGGAAGGCCGGCUACGGCCUCUGGAACACGGCCAUCCGUGCCGCCCUCCGGGUCGGUCACUGGAAGCUCCUUACUGGGGUGCCGGGCUACAGCGACUGGGUCCCUCCGCAGACGUUCUCCAGUCAACUUCUGACCAACCGCUGGCAUAACGAACGCAUCCGCUGGGACCGAGGAAAGUCCAUCUGGCUGUUCAACAUCACAGCAGACCCCUAUGAACGAGUGGACCUGUCACUACACUACCCACACAUAGUGAAGAAGAUGCUAUUGAGGCUAGCACAGUACAAUAGGACGGCCAUCCCGGUGCGCUACCCGGCUAAAGACUCCCGCUCCAACCCUAACUUUAACGGAGGGGUUUGGGGACCCUGGUACAAGGAGGAAGAGGAUGAAGACGAUAGGGAGACUAACCUCUUCACUAACUACCUGGCCAAGAAGAGACGGAAGAAGAAAGCGAAGAAGAGGAAGCUCUGAAAAGAAAGGGGGAGGAUUAGACUUUUUUUUAUUGUUGUGACUUUUUGUGUGAAAGACUUUUAGAUGGUCAGAUCUCAGGGAUUGACACACAAUCUGUCUUAAAGCAUUGUCCUGCUCAAUGACUUGAAUGGACUGGUGCUUGGAUAGUAUGGGAAAUCAAUGGACAAAUGGACAUAGAUUUGCCUCAGAGUAGGCUAAAAGUAGGCUUUAUGGAAAAUACCCACUUUAAAUCACUACUGUCAGACCCAACACCUAUGACCUCAUGACUAUGGGUUAAGGCCUUUAAAAGAAUGUUUGUUUUUCUGGUUUUUAUUGCAUGCUUGAAUUCCUGUGACAUUCAGAUUGUUAAUAGAUUCAUUACAUUUCAUCAGAGAGAAAAUAAAUAUAGAAUUAAUCUUUACAGACAGCGUCAUAUAUUUUGGGUGAAGUAAAAAGAACCAAAUAAACAGUU